Molecule: messenger RNA, 1955 nt
Organism: Aspergillus pseudotamarii
Lineage: Eukaryota; Fungi; Ascomycota; Eurotiomycetes; Eurotiales; Aspergillaceae
Exons: 3
Coding region: 1-1875 (624 amino acids)
Biological process (GO): DNA-templated transcription; regulation of DNA-templated transcription
Cellular component (GO): nucleus
Molecular function (GO): DNA binding; DNA-binding transcription factor activity, RNA polymerase II-specific; zinc ion binding
Source: RefSeq, a predicted model, not a curated record
AUGGUACAUAAUAUCUCAGCUCAAGACAGGCCGUCAGUGGAGCAAACUCCCGGCUCUCAUCGCCGAAAGCGCAGAGCCGUUAAUUGUGAGGAAUGUCGACGCUCUAAGUUGCGAUGUGAUCGCCAACAUCCAUGUGGCGCUUGCAAGCGUCGCAGGCGCGAGGCCAGCUGCUCAUACAAAGUUCUCUCAAGCGCCCCUACAUCAGCCAAGUCUCAUGGGACGCCCGUGACUGCUCCAGCGCCCACUGUGCUGAACGGGGAGGUAGUAUCUCCGUCUACCCCCUUGAGACAGAACUUUGCCGGUACCUCAGAUCUGUAUUCGGAACUGCCGAUAUCUGAAACAACCCAAGCACCUCUUGGUGCACACUGGGAAGUCGUGCUUGAGAGGCCAGGCCCAGAAUAUGAAGCUCACGACACUUUAUCACCUCUUUCCAUCACCCCGCGCAUGCCCCUUCAAGAAAUUAUUGACUGUCUGCCUCCUAAGUCUUGUUGUGACUAUCUAAUUUCACACUUUUUCAAACAUAUUUCUCCUCUAUUUCCCAUUCUUCAUGGUCCAACGUUCCAAAAGCAGUAUGUAGCAUUCGUGCAACGACCCCAUACCAUUGACUUAGCCUGGCUCGCUUUGCUUUUCUCCGUGUGCUCUUUGGCUUUGAACACCAUGGAUGAAAGUGAUCCCAGGUUGCACCCUUGCUGGCCCCAACCGCCUCAGAGUCCAACGCAAGUUCCUGCCACUGUUUCUCUAUCUCGCCGCCUCCUCCGGACUGCAAUGACCUGUCUUUUACAGGAUGAAUUCUUUAUCCGGCAUAAAUUCAGCACUUUCGAAGCUUUACUCAUGGUAAUCUACAAUCUUUCCCACAAUGAGUCCGUCGACCAGGGAUGGGGCUUGUUAGGGAUGGCAUUGAAUAUUGGAAUUGCAUUACGGUGUAAUGUAGAUCAGAACUUAGGUCCCAUCGAGACCGAAAGACGGCGGCGCUGCUGGGCCGGCCUCCUGACGUUACAUACAUAUCAGGGCAUGCUAUUUCGGGACGUGGAUAUGUCAUAUCUUCUUAACAUCAAGGCCAUCCCGCCAGCAGAUGUUAAUGAUGCUGAUGUCACAGAGGAUGGCAUUUUGUUACGAUCCUGUCGCGGCGAGCCUACACAUAUGUCAGUCAUGAUGGCUAAACUUCGGUUGUUCCGCCUUUCUACUCAAAUCUGUCAUCAUAUAUCGGGUCCUUCGCGGUUAGAUGAACGUCUACUACAUGAAUUUGAUGCAGCGAUCGCCGAGGAACAAAAGCAAUGGGACUCGACCUACCUGAUUGAUGGAUCUCCAAAUCUUCUGGAUUCCAAUAGCUACGCAUAUUGGUGUGUCCUACAGACGUACGCACAUCAUCUCUAUCUCCUUCUUCACCGACCAUUCCACCAUUCGAAGGCGCCUUGUUUCCUUCCAACAUCCCGAGAAAGAUGUAUUAGCUCUAGUGUCGCGUUAAUAUCCAUCCACAGACAGCUUUACGAAGCUCCACUACUCCGAAACUAUCUUUGGUUACUCAGUGGCGUGACAAGUUUGAAAGCGUUACAUGCAGCUGUGGCCCUCUAUUCGUGUCUUCAAGAUACACCAGCGGCAGUUAAUCCAGCAUACGAUUUAAACAUUUUCCGAGAGGACCUCGAAAGACUGACUGUCUGUAUGAAAAAUACAUCCGGCCGAAGUAACAUAUGUCUCCGAGCGUAUCAUAUACUCCGCCGUUUGCAGGUCCAGGCAGGCACGGAAAAUCCUCCAACAGGAAGCCCACAGACUGAGCUUGAAGGUUUAUUCGAAAACUUCACUGAUAUACGGGAGUGGAUGGAUUCAGACCUGAUCAAUUGGACAUUGGAUGGAGCUUUCAAUAUCUCUGCCACUUGAUCGAUUUCUACCACGAUGAUGUUACCCGACUCAGUCACUUCUCGCAGAAACACUCAGGGUUGCGGGUGGGUGGCAGCUUG